UUAGAUCAAAUUUCUUUUUUGCCACUGCUCUAGAUUUCACACACGUAACCCAUCUUCAACUGCAAAUCAUCAUAGUGGGAAGUGAAAAGGGUAUCUACCCUAUAUCUAUGGCGCGGCUCUCUCUCAACUUUCUCACACAAUAUCAAUCCAAAGCUCUUAUGUGUGAGAAGGGCAAGAGAGAAUUAGAGCGCUUCUAGAAUGAAAAAACAGCAAUCCCCAAAUCAAUGCACAUGUGUGUGCAUGGCCUCUGCAGCAACCCAAAAGGGUUGUGUAACUUCACUUGCAGUAAAGGGAAGCUUGAUCUACGUGGGUUCUCAGAGUGGCAGCAUUCUCAUAUACGAGAAAAACUUAGAUGGGUUUCUCGAGUUUUCUCAACUCGACUGUAAUGCCCCCGUAAAGGCUCUUGCUAUUGAAGAAAAUAGAGUCUUUGGCGGACUGCAAGACACCAAGCUGAAAGUGUGGAGUCAUCAUUCGGACAGGAGUUUAAAACUAGUGACACAUCUCCCCACUGUGCAGGACCGUAUUGUAAGGUACAUUAAGCCUGGCAGCUUUGUGCAGACUCGACGCCAUCACAAAAGACUCUGGAUCAAACAUGCCGACGCUGUUAGCUGCCUAGCAUUAUGCUUGGAAGAUAACCUCUUGUAUUCUGGGUCGUGGGAUAAGACGGUUAAAGUGUGGAGGUUGUCUGAUUUCAAAUGUGUGGAGUCCAUCCGCGCUCACGAGGACGCCGUGAAUGACAUUGCUUGUGCAGGGAAAGGAGGAAUGUUCUUCACCGCUUCUGCUGAUGGAACAGUCCGGGUGUGGAGUGGGUGGCAGAGUGAUCACCGUGAUGGUCAUCGUCAUAAUAGUGAUCAUCGUGAUGAUGGUCGUCUUGUGGCCACUCUGUUUCAGUCUACAGAAGACGCUGUGAAUUGCUUGGAGUUGAGCACGGACGAGUCCAUCUUAUACAGUGGAACAUCGGCGGGCCGGAUCAACUACUGGACUGUCGAUACAAGUCUCCAAAAAUUUAACAAGGGGUCUUUCUUUGCACACAAACGCUCCGUUCUUUGCCUCACAACCCUACAAAAAAUUGUGUGCAGUGGAUCUGCGGACGCCACCAUUCGGGUCUGGAGGAGAGGAGAGGGAAUUGCACAUAGUUGUGUGGCAGUUUUGGAGGGUCACAGCGGUCCUGUGAAGUGCAUAACUGCUGCCUUGCCGUCGGUUUCUCUGGACUUGUCAUCCACCUUUUCCUCGUCCUCUUCUUCUUCUUUUUCCUUAUCUUCCUCCUUAGCUUUUGGGACUUGUUUUCAUUGCCCCAAUUAUCAUUUACUGUGUGGUGGAUUUGUUGUGUACAGUGGAAGCGUGGAUGGCACCCUUAAAAUGUGGCGGGUUCGUGAUAAUGAUUGUAAGGUCUGUGCUACUGCUCAGAGUGGCCGGCCAUUUUAAAAUUUCAAUGAAAAGAUUGUCUGUUCAAACAUCCCUAUAGGUGUCAGUUGAUUGCACCACAAUCCCUGUUGCAGUUUAUGUAAUGUUUGUACACAUUUCAAUGUGUAUAAUGCUUAUAAUACUUACAAUAUAUAUACCAAUGGAGAAUCUCAUAUUAAAAUUUA
Cryptomeria japonica (Japanese cedar) is the source of this 1589-nucleotide messenger RNA. RefSeq names its product protein JINGUBANG-like. Gene Ontology annotation, molecular function: protein binding. The coding region runs from base 199 to 1425 and encodes 408 amino acids. The record is from RefSeq and is a predicted model, not a curated record. Lineage: Eukaryota; Viridiplantae; Streptophyta; Pinopsida; Cupressales; Cupressaceae. The transcript has a single exon.